AUGUAUUACCUAUUAAAAAAUACAUUAAACUUUGAUAGCUUUAAGAAUAUAAAACUCGAUUUAAUUAACAAAGUCGAGACAUCUGAUAUUUCAAAUUCACAUGAAGAAAAUGAAGUAUUUAAUUUUUUAAAAGAUAAAGAAAUAUCUGCCGAAGAAUUAAAUCUCAGUAAACAAAGAAAUUUAAAAAAUACAGUUUCAAUGGAAAAAAAACUAAAGCAUAUCAAUAGUUUGAGGAAGUAUUUAAGUGAUAUAACAAAUAUAAGAUAUAAUGAAAAACCAAGUUCACAUAAAAGGAAAAAGAAAGCUCUCAGUGAAGGAAAUAUAAACGUAUGUUCAAUAUCAGAAGAUUUCUAUAAUUAUGAAAACAAAACAACUCAAAUAUUAAAGAACAAAACAAAUAUGAAAACUGUAAUAUUGCAUGAUAUGCUCUAUGAAACUUCACAUAAAAAGAUAGAGAAAAAUGGAUUUAUAAAAAAACAAUUUAUUAAAAACUUCUUAUUGAAAUAUGUUAUGAAAAAAUGUAAAAACAACACUAUGAAAUGCAUUUUAAUAAUAAAUAGAAUCGUAAUAAAUGGUAAAUUAAACAUCUAUAUUCAGUGUUGUAACAAAUUCAAUAUUGGAAAAGAUAACAACAGUAAACAUGCAAUGGUUUAUUUAGAAAAAAAUACCUACCAAAUGUUAAUAAAAAAGAAAUUAAAUUUUAUAAAAAAUAAUAGGAAAUUGCAAAGUUAUCUAAAGAAAUUACUUCUUGAAAGAAAUAACAUUAGAACUAAUCAAGUUAGAUAUGCUAUAAAAGAAAUAUAUUUAAAAAAAAGAUUAUGCUUAAAAAAUGUCAAUUGUAUUUUCAAUAAACAUGGAAAAUAUUUGAAUAACAGUAUAAACAGCCAUGAACAUAUUGAUAUGGUGAAGGAAAUAAAUAUAACACCUUUCCUUAUGGAUAAACAGGAAUUACAUGUGUACAACCAAAAUGAAAUUAGCAACGAUAUGUAUAAGCUUGAUGUAGAACAUAUUUAUGGAAAUGGAAAUAAUUUAAAAGCUCAAAAUCCUACUAACUUCAUAAAUAUAGACAUAAAUAGUAAUCAAGAUGAUAUCAGUAGAAUUAGGUUGUUUAAAAAGUGUAGUAAAUCUUUUGAAGUAAGUAACUUAAAAGACAGUAUAAAUACAAAUACGUUCAAUCAAAAAAAUAUAAAUUUAAGCAUAAUAAGAAGAAUGAGCACUAAUAAUCACCGGAUAAAUAAAAACCAUGUAAAAAAAAAUAAAGAUAAAAAUAUUCAUUUUCUUAGUAACAAUAUAAACUUUUAUGAAACCUUAAUUAAUCAAUCAAAAUCCAAAGAAAACAGUUUUAUAAAAGAUAACACAUUUUCUGAUAAAAAUAUAAUUCAAAAUCAAGAAAUUAAUGAAAUAAAGGAAAAAAUUAAAACAACAUUAAUAGGUUUAAACAAUAUUAAAAAAAAUAACUAUAAAUUAAAAUUCUGUCUUGAAAAAGAAAUAAUUGAUAAUACAAUCCAUCAUAAUGAAUUAAAAAAAAGUAUAACUUCUCUUUUCAAUGAAAAUACGUUACAAAAUAAAAAUGAAAAAACUGUAAAACAUCCUAAAAAUAAAAAAAAAUCAAUAAAUACAAGUAAUAGUAAACAAAAAUAUAUGGAAUUAGUUGUAAAAGAAAAUGAGGAAUAUACAAAUAAUGGAAGCAACCAAAUUGUUAACGUAAAUUUGCAAACAAAUGCAGAUUGUACAUAUAAUAAAAUAAAAAAUGAAAAUAAAGAUUGGGAGAAAUAUAUAGAAAACAAAAUAGAUGAACAGGAAAUUCUUUUUAACAAUUUCAAUGCUGAUGAGUUUGUGGAAAGAGAAUCUACACAAUUAGAAAGAGGACAACAUUUAAAAGAAACAAAUAAUAAGAUAAAUAAAAAGAAAACAAAUAUACUCAAUAAAAAUGAAUUAAAUGAAAAUAACUUUAUCAAUAAAAGGAACAUACAUGGUUCUGAAUUUGUUUGUGAACAAAAAGGUGAUAUGAUAAAAGAUGGUGAAAGAAAAUUAUAUAAUAAAAUUGAAGUAAAUCCAGACAAUAAUUUUAUAAAUAAAUUAAAAAACGACAAAAAAGAAGUUAUGGAUAAUUUUGAAAAUUAUGAAAAAGGAAUUACACAUGAUAAUAUGAGAAAUGCUGAAAAUGAAUAUCUAAGUUUUGAAUAUAAAGAGAAAGACACGUUAAUAAAUAAUAUAAAAAAUAAUAAUGAUAUAACAGAAAAUACGGUUAGUUCUAAUAAUUUUGCAAGUUUUACUUCUCUAAAAAAUGUGGUGCCAAGUUCAUAUAAAACCACAAAAAAAGAGUUUGAUAUAACAAAUGUAAGAUAUAUCAAAAAAAUAAUAAAUUGUGAAAUAUAUAUAAAUAGUAAAUUUGAAAAAAUAAAUGAAAGGAAUAAAAAUGCAAUAAAUAUAAUUGAAAAGUAUUUAAAUAACAGAGAUAGAAAAGCACAUAUAGACUUCACAAAACAAAAAGAGGGGAAAAAAACAUCUUUUAAAACAAAUUAUAUAUUUGAAAAUACACAAAAUGAAAAAGAUGUUAAAUUAUUACCAAACUUAUAUGAUCAUUAUGCAUGCUUAUUAUUGAACUUAAAAAAUUCAAAAGUUGUAUAA
Messenger RNA from Plasmodium vinckei vinckei, 2631 nucleotides. RefSeq names its product conserved Plasmodium protein, unknown function. NCBI's taxonomy places the organism in Eukaryota, Apicomplexa, Aconoidasida, Haemosporida, Plasmodiidae. Bases 1 to 2631 code for a protein of 876 amino acids. The transcript is spliced from 2 exons. The record is from RefSeq and is a predicted model, not a curated record.